Caenorhabditis angaria is the source of this 2230-nucleotide messenger RNA. NCBI's taxonomy places the organism in Eukaryota, Metazoa, Nematoda, Chromadorea, Rhabditida, Rhabditidae. The record is from the annotation of a GenBank genome assembly.
AUGAAAACUAUAGGUUUGUUAUUGGCGAUCACCGGAAUCGCCAGCUCCUGUUUCUGCCCGUAAGUUUCUUCAUUUUUCAAAAAAAAAACAAUUUAGAAAAUAUAGAAAACAUUUUCAGUCAAAUAAUCAGUCCCUCAUGCGGUUGCGGUGGCGGUGCUUCCUAUACUCCCUACUACGGUUCAGCGGGUUACGCAACCCCAAAUUAUAAUUACAAUUAUAAUAGCUACGCAGCUCCUCAACCAGCUGGCGCAGGAAGCUAUGCGAUCUUCUAUAGAGAUUUGACACCAUUUAGACAGCCCUAUUACCAACCUCAACAAUCAUAUCCACAACGAAUUCCGCCACCACCAGUUUAUCCACAACCAAUUCCACCUCCAAUUCGACCACAACCACCAAGAUUCCCACAGGUUUGUCAUGCUAAAAAUAUCAGAAAUGUAAAUGAAGGAGUACUCAGAGAAAAGGUGGUCCAUGGGCAGCCCCUUGGAGUGCCCCGAGGGCUGGUCCUAAGGGCAACACUAGUGCAUUCAAGGGGCGACCUAGGGGCAAUUAAGAAAAACUAGGGUAUGACGUUUUUAAAUUUUAAAAAUUUUGACGUGGAAAAAAUCAUUUCUGUUUUAAUUUUUAAUUUUCGCCAUGGCAAAAUUCAAAAAAAUCUUGCGCCAGGAAAUCAUUCACAAUGGUGAUUACCUUCGGAAAUCUAGUUUAUCUAUUUGAUCAAAAUUAAUCGAAAUCAAAACAUAUUUCAAAGGGAAAACUUUUAUUUUAUAAAAAUGAAGCUUCUCAGAAUUCUCAUUCAUAGUUUUCGGAAUUUCGGCCCUGCUAUACAUUCCCGAAAUAACAGUCGGAACAUCGAAUAACAAUUUUCUAAUGAGCACAUUCUCUGACUUCUGCAAUUUCGGACUUGGGCAGCGUGAGAUGACAUAAUUUUCCAAAUUCACAAAUAUUCCAAAUAGAAAUACUCAUAAUAUAAAUUCCUUGAUUUCCAAAACUGUUCCUGCUUUUCACUUUUCAAUUUUCUGGGACUUGUAGCAUAUAAAAUAUAAUAAAUCGGAAUUGAGUUCCCCACUAUUUUCUUGAAUACCGAAAUAAGUGGAAUGAAAGAAAUUUAUUAUUUUUUGUGAUCGAAAACGUAACUAGGUCACAAAACUAGGUCACGUGCUCAAAAGUUACCCUUCAAAUUUUUUUCCCAUUAGAAAAUUUGCCCUUCGUGCUGGUCCGAAGGGCAACACCCCGAAAAUAGGGGCAAACCAAAUUCCUACGGGCAGCCCGGGGGCAAAAUUUUCUCUGAGUAAAUAAAGUGUAGUAAUUUUAAUUUGUGAAAAUAGGUCACGUUAGAAAUCACUUACAAUUUUAUUUUUGUGUUUCGUUUCAAAUAUUUUUAUCAUGCUCAAAUAAUUUAUUUCCACAGCAACCGGUUAUUGUUCAACCAACAGUUGCUCCAAUUCGAGUGACCCCAGCCAGAUAUGAACCACCGACUACAACUCAAUCCCCCGUCAUUGUCCAUGAAGGUCAAGUGGAAUAUGAACAAGAAGAUUAUGAUACCACAGUCACAACCACAUAUCGUCCAGUACCAGUGACGACACAAACUUUUGCACCGAUUGUCGAAAUCAUCACAACAACAACAACCAGCACAACACAAUUGCCUACGACAACUCAAAUUACACCUGUUCCUGCUGCUGUUCAAGAUGAAAUAGAAGAUUUUGAGGAUACCACUGAACCAUCGAAAAAGAAAGAUGAGUUCUAUUAUGUGUAUUAUGAUGAAAAGGGAAAUAAAGUUGGAGACUCUCGAAGUGGAACAACAUUCCCACCACAAGAUAUUAUUCAAGAAGUUACAACUGUAGCAGCUAUUCAAGCAUCAACUGUAAAAGCUUUGAAUGUUGCAACUGGAAAAUUGGAAAGCACUGAAAAUUAUGAUGAUAUCGUAGUAGAACAAACUGCCAAAGUUGGAGGAAAAACUGGAGAUGGUAAGGAAGACUAGAGGGAUAAAAGCAGGCAUACUGUGUGUUUUAUUUCAGUUGUGUAUGAGGACGAAACAAUUGAAUAUGAAGAUGGAACUACCGUAAAACCUACAACAAUCAAAACAUUGAAACGAGGACUUGGUGAUAAUCAAAUUAUGGUGUCAGCUUCAGACACAGUUGGGGAAAGCAUGGGAUAUCGUAAAAGAUUGAAUGCAAAUGGUGUCAAAAUUGUGCAGAAGCAGAGAGCUGACAAAAGAAAACUUCAUAGUAACUAA